AGCACCACCUGCAGGUGUUACCAGCACAAGAAAAACUAGUACAUCAAGAACUAGAACUUCAACAAGUGGUACAACAACAGACCACAUCAAGUCUGAAGAUGAGCAGAAAGUUUUACCAAUCAUAUCUGACGGGGCGCUCGUAGGAGUUUUGACUUUGCAGGAUGCUAAAGCUCAACUUGAGGAUUUAGGUUUGUAUUUCUCGCGAGAGGAAUACGAACAUCCAGACGAAUACGAGUACCUUGUGGGGAAGAACUCACCCAGGACAACAUCAGUAGUUGUUGCAGGAGCAGGUGGAGGGAGGACUACGACUAGUCGCGGAGGUUUCUCCGAAGAGGAUGAGCUACAGAUCGGACGCGAAAUGAGUGAAGAAGAGGAGCAAUUGUUCGGAGGGACGGCUGCUUUUGACACAGACGAAGAUGCUCAUGUCGAGUUGAUGCUGCAACAACUUCAAGUUAGAGCCAUG
Messenger RNA from Amoebophrya sp. A25, 463 nucleotides. NCBI's taxonomy places the organism in Eukaryota, Dinophyceae, Syndiniales, Amoebophryaceae. The record is from the annotation of a GenBank genome assembly.